CGUGUACCACCGCUUCGCGUCGACGACUUGAUUGAAGACUUGAAAGACGGCACACGUUUACUUGCCUUAUUAGAAGUUUUAUCUGGAGAAAAAUUGAAGUCGUUAGAAAAAAUUUCAAGUGAUUUUUUUUUAAAAGUUAAAAAAAUUCCGGUAGAAAGAGGUAGAAAUUUAAAGAGACCACAUUUUUUAAGUAACGCCAAUACGGCUUUACAAUUUUUACAAAGCAAAAAAAUAAAAUUAGUGAACAUAAACUCAUCAGAUUUAGUCGACGGUCGUCCUCCAGUUGUCCUAGGACUCAUCUGGACAAUAAUUUUGUACUUCCAGCUACGAUCUAAGGAUCGCAGAAAGAUUGAAGAGAACACGAGAGCUUUGGAGUACCUCGGGCAAACCUGGGGAAGUCAGAGUAGUCUUGAGAGCUUGGGCACUCAAAGCUCCGCGGCUAGUGAAAGGAAACGGCUCAGCAGCGAAAAAUGGAAACAGGGAGCCAGAAAAACACUGCUACAAUGGGUUACAAACGCUUUGCCAAAAGAGUCAGAAAUUCAAGUCCGCGACUUCGGCGAAAGUUGGAGAGACGGCAACGCCUUUUUGGCGGUAAUAGACGCAAUAAAACGCAACCUUGUUAACAUAGCCGCGAUGAGAGAAGCCUCAAAUCGCGCUCGUUUAGAAACAGCUUUCGAAGUAGCAGAAGUAGAAUUAGGAAUAGCUAGAUUGCUUGAUCCUGAAGACGUCGACGUCCCACAACCUGACGAGAAGUCCAUAAUGACCUACGUCGCCCAAUUUCUGCACAAGUACCCCGAGCCAAAAUCAGCAGUCCACGAUUCUUUCUCCGCGAUCCAACAAGAAUACGAUUCGCUGCUCGCGUGGUUAGUGACUCAAACUCGCGGGUUAGAACAAAUGGACCGUACUCAUACUUUUUCUUCCAACUACUCCGACUAUAUAUCAGCCCGGGCUGAUGCAGAUGAGAAAUCCUUCACCUAUCGAAAACUGCAGAACCUGGUUGAUACAUCAAACAUGAUCACCAUAACUCACGAGUCCUGGAAACAAAUCCAGGGCCUGUGGAACAAGAUGGAGUACUUACUGAUGAAGUGGCUUUGGUUGUUGGACUCUUCUCUUCCUGGAGAAAUCGGCGAGGCUGGACGUUGGUUGGCUCUAGCAGAAGCGCUUCUUAGUUCCGACGAAGACAUCCCAGAAAAAAUGAACGAGCAGACUGCGGGGAUAAUUUCCAAUAAGUUAGAAGACCACAAGAAGUUUUUCGCAGAUUUACCCGAGCAGCUUGAAAAGUUCAACCGUGUGAAAGUUUCUUCUCUUGCUAAACAAAUUCCGCAUCCGCAGUUGGACAACAUGACAAUGCGAUUCGAUUCUUUGGGCGACCGAGCUGCAAAGCGCCGGAUAAAACUCAAGUUCCUGGAGCACAAAUGCUGUCUGAUUGCUUUUAUCUUUCUUGUAGAGACAAAACUCAAGACCUGGGGCGGUAAAUACGGGAGCGAGGAAGAGGUCAGUUCAAUGCUUGAACAGUACCGGAACUUUGUGUCUAGGAACAGAAUCUUCCAGGAAUUCCAGAAAGCUUACCUGGACAUGCAACAAGUGGCUGAAGAGUACAAGCGCGAAGGUGGAAUCGAGCGAGAAGAAAGCUUCAACAUCGACAAAUUCAUAAGAGAGACGAAUGAUAAGUGGAAAAACGUAUCGAUGGAUCUCCGCUGCGUCCAAAGCAUGCUUGAAGAAGUUAUGGCCUAUUGGCGUCGUUGGAACACCAUUGCUGACGACUUUUCCGAUUGGUUAACUCAGGCUGAAGUGGCAAUCACCUUUCCUGAUGAAGAAAAAAUGGAGUUCUUUCAGAAUAUCAGCGUGUGGAAGGACAAACACCAGCAGUUGUCUGAUACAGUCAGUUUUCUGAUUGCUACGACUACUGACGCGGUCGCUUUACAUCUCCGCGACAGAUACACGGAAUUGACCAACAGAUGGGAGAGAACUUUUGCAGAAGCUAAGCAGUAUAUGCACGCGGGAGAUCUGCUCAGAAAUCGGAAGGAUUACAGGACUGGAGUUGAAACGCUGCAGAAAUGGUUGAGAAAUGCUGAAAGUGUCUUAUCGACCUCACAAUUGACCUCUACGGAGAAGAUCAAGGCUUAUGGGGAGCAACUACAAGUUCUGAAUUCUGAGUUCGAGGGAAUUGAAGAGCUGUUCAAGAGCAUUAGCAAAAAGUUCCAGACUUUGAUUCAGGAUUUGCCGAGGGAUGAAGUUGAUAAGAUGAUGAACACUUUGAAGAAAGAGAAGGAGGCUUUGGUGAAAGUUAGGGCGUUAAUUCCGAUGCAGUUGCAUUUGUAUCAUCAAUUGCUGGUCCAGCAAGAGUCAUUGGAGGCGGGUCAGAGAGAGAUAAGUGGCUGGUUGGACGAGGCUGAAGCAGUUUUGAGGAGUUUUAACUUUUCAGGAGGUAGAGACGCGGUUCUGAAUCAAUUGGAGCGACACAAGGCAUUCUUUUCAAGGACUCUGUACUACAAAUCGAUGCUAGAGUCUAAGAACAAGGUCUUUUCUAGUAUUGUGAAGUCGGUAGACGCACAUGCGAACCCUGAAACAGCUGAGGGGGGAACUGAGUUGAGGAUGCUGAAUGAGAGGUUCAAUAGGGUUGUCCAGGCGGCACAGAUGUGCGAGCAGAGAUUGCAAGAAGCUGUGAGGUGCUGGACCAAGUUCAAAGAGUGCGAGAGACAGAUGAUUGAGUGGCUGACUUCUGCGGAGAAUUUGAUCAGUGAUAAGAGGAUUGAUAAUCGGCAAUCGGUGGACAAUCACAAGAGCUUCUUUAGCAAAGUUAAUGAGAGGCUGAUCCAGGAUUUGAUCAACGCGGGCCAGGAUUUGAGAAAUACCUUGCCGAAGGAACAGCAAGGGAAUAUUGCGGAGACGGUUGAUGCACUGCAACAGAGGUGGAAGGAUGUGAUGACGUUCGCGCCUUUGCAUUUGAUGAGGCUGGAGUUCAGGUUGGAUGAAGCGGCGUUUAUGCAGUAUCUCAAGGAGAUUGAAGCUGAGGUUAACAGCGAACAGCAGGCGUUGAUCAAGAAUGAGGAUGUCGAGAGCAUAAUUCAAAGGAACAAGGAGUUCUUUGUUAAUCAGGGCGUUGUUGUUAAUGUGGAAAGGUGCUUGCAGACUUUGAAGAAGAUCAGUUAUGCGUAUUCUCAGAUGAAGCCCAGUGAUUCCAGUCUUCAGGAGGCGGUCGCUCAUUGUGAACAACUUUGGGAAGAUUCUGCUCAGAGGGUUGAGAUCAUCAGGGAACAACUUAGACAAGUGCCUGAACAAUGGGCUGAAUAUAGAAAAAGGUAUGAUGAAAUGGUUCGAUGGAUGGAUCAGGUUGACAGCACCCUCAGGACAAUCUUAAAGGAAGUCAACAGCCUUGAAGAGUUUGAAAAAGAAAAGUCUCUUUUUCAGAAAGUGUGCCAUGAAGCUGACGGCAAAAGGGAGGCAAUGAAAUGGCUAGUGCAAACAUUGGACAGCCUUACCAGCAAUCGGUCAGAUCGCGAAGCAGUUACUGAGCAACACCAAUUAGAAAUGUUAAUCACGCGUUACAAAAAUUUGAUACCGACUAUUGAAAUCACGAUGACCAAAACUGAUAUUUACACAAAGAGUUACACCUACAGGAAAGAAGUUCGUGAAGUUUGUACACUUUUAAGGAAAGUUAAAGAGCAAAACAACGUUGAGUCUGUUAGUCAGGUUCCAGAAAACCUUAAAGAAGCGGUUGUGCAUCAAGAAACGCGUCUGAAUCACUUGGAACAGCAGAGAGCCAAUAUUGUAAGCAUGCUGCAGCGCGGGAAAGAUUUGCUGAAAGACCAACAUGCGCCUCCAUUUGUUUCCUCGGAAAUUCAGCAACUUGAGAGCAAUUGGAACGACACUUACGGUCAGAGUAUCGAAACUUUGAAGUCUCUGAAGACGUUCCAGAAAUUGUGGGAGAGUUACCAAGAGCAGAAGGAAGAAAUAGUUCAAUUGGUUAGUAGCGCUAAUGAAGAAAUGCAGAAAGUUAAGACUACAAUUUACUACGAGGCUAGUCAAGUAUCAUCAGAUUUGCGCGCAAAACAGGAAUUGAGUUAUAAUUUGAAAAAAUCCUCUGAAGAAAUGAUGACAAAGUUAAAGGAGACUGCUGAUGGUUUGACGGAAAUGAUGCCUAAUGAAAAGCGAUUGGUGAUUCACGAAGAAGUAAUUACGAUUGAAAAAACUUUGGUGAAAACUAUUGAGACGGUGGAGAAACGGGUGAUGUACUUGACUGAUCAUAGCAACAGAUGGUCGAAAUUCCAGUCAGAAGUCGCUGAAUUGAGAAACUGGGCUCAGCAAACCGCCCCGCAAGCGAUUGUCAACAUCCAGGACUUAUCUACGUCACCGGAAGAUCGGUUGAAGAAAACGGAAUCGCUGCAAAAGCAAAUCGUAGAGAAGAUCAUGGUCAUGGAGUCUUUAGAAAAGGAAUCAAAGCAGUUGGUUAAAGAUGACAAGGCCAAUGAAGCUAAGGCAUUGAGAGGGCAAAUCAGUGAUUUGAAGAAUGCGAUUGAUGGUUUGAACAAGGAUAUAGCAGGACAGCGUCAAGCAGCGACAGAAAACUUGGCGACUUGGAAGAAAUAUGAAGUAGGCAUUCAGAAAGUCAAACCUUGGGUUGAGCAAGCUGAGUCUCAAGUAGCUACUAUUGGUACCAAGCCUACAACUCUCAAGCAAGCUAUCGAAAUGCUUCAAUCAGCGCGAGGAUUUGAGAAGCAAUGUGAAGAAAAUUUGCCUAGAGUUCAAGAGCUUUCGCAUGUCAGCCAGCAAAUUGCAGGAAGAACUGCUGCUCCUGAUGAAGUUGAUGCAGUUUAUACCAGGUGGAAUGCAGUUCAUGAUGUGUCUAUUCAGACGGUCACCAAAUUGGACAAGCUGGUGUCCUCGUGGAAGUCCUUCGAAAGUGAAGCUGAGGAGUUCAAUCGCUGGUUGGAUCAAAGCGAACAAACUUGUGAAGCUGAACCAAAUUACCAGACUCCUGAAGCUAGCAAGCUGGAGCAGGAUUUGAACCAUCUUAAAGAGCUCAAUAAGGUCAUUUCUGAUCGACAAGCACAGUUGAUAUCAUUGACGCAAGUUUCUGAUCACAUUAGCCACGGUUUGUCGAUUGAAGGAGCUACACAGUUGAAGGGACGAGUCGCAGAAAUGAAAACUCGCGUUGGUCGAUUAGCUGAUACGGUAAGACAUCACAUCAACUUGGUAUCAGACGCUCUUUUAGCGAGACAAGAAUUCCAGAUGAAGAUUGCGGACUUUGAAAAUUGGAUGGCGAGAUUAAGGACUAGCAUUGCUGAAAUCAGCGAAGUUAAUGUUGGAGAUGUUGAUACUAAUCUUCAGGCAGUUCACGGUUUGCUUCAAGAACAUUUGGAGAAACAGCCCAACUUUUCGGCGAUUUAUGAAGAAGUCAAACAACUUGCAGCUCAAGGAUCACCUGAAGAAGCUAGAGCUCUCAAUGAAGUUUAUACGGCUCUAGCCCAGAAGUACAAGGCACUGGAAGACGAUUUGCAGCAACGGAAGAAAGGUUUGGAACGAUGGGGAGAGUUGUUGAACUGGUACAAUGAAACUAAUGCUCAGUUAGGACACACAAAGUACGAAUUGGAAGCGAGGAAACCUAAUAUUGCAGAAUUGGAGAAAUUGUCUAAUGAAUUGCAGACACUUUAUUCGAAAAUCGAAGCUUGGAAGGACCAAAUUCCGGUUGUUGAUAGUCUGAUGGGCAUUCAUAUGAGAGACAAACAGGAAAAGCCGCUCACUGCUUCGGGGCUUGUUCAUGAGCUUGAGUCUAAAGCAGUAACUUUGAAAACGGAAAUUUCCACUAAGCGGGAUAGACUUGAGAAUUUAGGAGCACGAUGGGACAAUUUCCGAAAGAUUCAGCAAAAGUUAACGGAAGAGAUUGUCUCUACACAGACUACGUUGCAACAAAUAACUGUUUCAAUGGACACAUGCGACAAAUUAGCACCCGCGGUAGAGCAAAUAGAUGAUUUGAUUGAAGAACACCAGAGAAGGGAGCCUGAUAAACUGCUGCUGCAUCGAGAAGGUGAUAGUUUGAUGAAAGAAGACGCGAAAGCUACUACUAAUGUUCAAGUUGUUGUUUCUUCAGUAGAUGCAAAUUGGGAGAAAGUUAAUGAGUUAUUGAAGGAACAGAGGAAAAAGUAUGCUGAAAUGGAUGCUGAUUGGCGUUGUUAUCAAGAAGCACGUGAAAAAUUGGUAAAGUUCAUGGAAGACUCGCAAACUUUGAGACAGUCAACGAAAGAAGUGCCUAAUGAUGUUACCCAAGCGAAUUUAGCACUCGAGAAACACAAAAGAGCUUCUGAGGUUUUAAAGAAAGGAAAACAGUUCUUGGAGAAGAUGGAUCAAAAAGCGCAGCAGUUGAUCAAAGAAGCUUCUCUGAUGCCCAAUUUCAAGGUAGAAGUUAUCGAAAAUGAUUUAUCCGGAAUUAGGAACCAGUAUCAGGAUAUCUAUGCGACUAUUGUGGAAAAAACGCAGUCCUAUGAGACUCAAGUCAUCAUUUGGAAGCAGAUUGAAGAGUCUAAGUAUGAUUUGACACGUUGGUUGAGCGAUACUAAUGAAGCUCUUACUUCAGCUUGUGAGAGAUUGACUGACGCUGAAAACGGUCAGGCUAGAUUAGCGAGAUAUCAGGAAGAACUGCCGUCGUAUCAACUCAUUCGUCAGACUAUCGCGACUAAAACGGAACAGCUGAUAAAAAUUAACCACAAUGCUAAAAUGCCUACUCUACAAUCGCUCAAUAAGCUUCUGGAUGAUCAAUUCAAGCUUGUAAAAGAGUCUGCCGAGAAGUUAGAGGCGCUUACAUCAGGUUUGAACGAGAAAGAAAAAGCUAUCAGGGUUAAUCUUAAGAAAUCAGGCGACCAAAUUUCGAAGAUCAGAGAGGAUGUCAUCAAAUGCGAUGAUUUGACGGGAGAAAAUACUAAAAUAUUGAGCAGAAUCAAGAAAUGUCAGGAACUACAAAAGGAAUUGGAAGCUUGCAAUAACAAUUUGGUUGCGAUUGGAGAGAAAAUCACCGAGGCUUCUAAAGUUUAUCCGGCGAUUGAGCGAUCAAGUUUGCCGAAAGAAUUGCAAUCAUUGCAGUUACGUCGCGAUGGAGUAUCAAAUCACGCUGAUAAGGUUACUGCUACUUUGGUAGCUUUCUUGACUAAAUUAUACCAUGAGAAGUUCACGGCUUUGCAGAGAAUGGUAGCGACACUGAAGGAAAAGGUCCAGUGGUGUGAACCUGAACAGAGCAGUGAUCGUUAUAAUUUAGAAGUGAAGAUGGCUUCACUUAUUGAUGUUGAAACGGGAAUCAAAGAUUGUGAGGCAAGGAAAAGUGAUACGGAUAAGUCACUUGCACUUUUGGAGACUGUAGAGAGCAAAGAAACGACAACUGCGUUGAAGGCUGAACGUGACAAAGUAGCGGACGAUUUGGUUGCGCUCAAAAAGAGCCAUGGAAAGAUCAAGAAUGUUUUGCAACAGAAUAUCGCGCUUUGGCAACGUUAUGAGUCUAUUUCGGAAGCUAUAAUGUCUUGGUUGAAGGAAACGGAAGCUAAAAUCCGAGGAGAAGGUUCAAUGCUAGUUGAAUUGGACAACGUUGAAGACAAAAUAGUUGAAGUUAAGAAUUAUCAGAAAACGGUGAACGAUUACGAUAAAGAAAUCAAAGCUUUAGCGAAAUUAGGUGAGGAUAUUUUGCAGGUUAGUCCUGAAUCGCGAGCUGCGCAGUACGUCAGUCAUUUAACGUCUCGGUAUGAAGCGAUACAAAAAUUCUUGUCCCAACAUCAUGAUCGAUUGGUAGAGCUCAAAGACGGAAGAGACCAUUACCGCGCUCUGGUGAGAGAACUCGAAAACUGGAUUGAUGAAGCCGAAAAGAAGUUGAAAAGCUUCGAUGAAAUCAGUGGUCCCAAAGCAAUGGCGUUCUACCAGUCGCGUUUGAAAGAGUUGAGUGCCUUUGGUGAGAGUCGGGAGAAAGGUCAAGCUAUUUUGAACAAAACUGCAGAAGCUGGAGAGGCUUUGUUCCCACGAACCACUCCUGAUCAAAGAGAAGCUAUUCGCGCUGAACUAAGAAAUCUUCGAAACCGAGUUGACGGCUUGGUCGAUCGGUCUAAUAUUAUCUACAAGAAGAUAGAGAAUGAUAUGAUGCACCGUUCUUCUUUUGAAGAUAAAUACACGCAGGUUAAACAGUGGUUGAUUGAUGCCCAAGCUAAGUUAGGAGAUAAGUUAGACUUACUGCCUACCUUGCAAGAGAAGAAAUUAGCGCUACAUUCUUACAAGACCAUUGCGCAAGACGUAAGUGCUCACAGAAAUAUUUUGCAGCAGCUUCAAGAUCGUUUAAGCGGAGUUUCUGAUGAUGAAGCUAGCGAAAUGUUGGCUUCUAUUAUUGAAGGCUAUGAUAAGUUAUCCAGCGACGUUGAAGAUAGAAUUGGAAUUGCGGAGAAGUACGUAGCAAAUCAUGAAGCUUAUGUUCAAACUUUAGACAGAACUCGUGAUUGGUUGAAUGCAAUUAUCAAUGAAGCUGCUCCAUUAUUAGAAGAUUUGGCUAUCGAACGAGAUUCUGCAAAGUCUAAAAUCACGCAGAUUGAAAAUGUGCUCCACCAAAAAACUCUCAAAAGUACUGAGGAAGCUAAGCAAGCGUAUUUGAUGAAAUUAAAGGGUUUGGAAGAGGAAAUCGCUGCCAAGGCGCCGGAAUUCAACGCUGCAGUAGAACAAGGUCAAAGUCACGCCGAAUCAGAAUUAGCAUCGAGAAUUUCUCGGCAAGCUACUAAGUAUCAAGCAAUUAAAAACCAAGCUCGCGAGGCGGUAGCGCGUUACGAGCAAUUUGUUAGAGAGCACAGUACUUUCAAUGAGAGAUACAAUCAGUUCUUGAAUUGGAUUAAGGGAGUUCAAGAGGAAUUGAACAAACACAAAGAAAUUGUUGGGGAUUUGGCACUGCUACAGACUCGACAGAAGAGUAUUCGUGACUUAGCGGACACUAGAACAAAAGAGAAUCCUAGAUUUGAGUCUGUUAUCGAUUUGGGUGAGAAACUUUACGUCCAUACAUCUCCAGAGGGCCGUGAAAUGGUGAGACAGCAAUUAAGAAACUUGAGAAGUCUUUGGGACGGCUUCACUGAAGGUCUGCAGUUAGCUACGCAGAAACUAGACCAAUGUCUCAUGCAAUUCGCUGAGUUUUCACUGUCCCAAGAACAAUUGACCGCGUGGUUGAGAAACGUUGAAAAGGACAUGCAUCAACACACUGAACUAAAGUCGACACUGGAAGAGAAACGAGCGCAGUUGCAAAACCAUCGAAUAAUGCACCAAGAAAUCAUGUCCCAUCAAACUUUAGUGGAGUCUGUCUGCGACAAAGCUCAAAAAUUGGUAGACCAGACUAAAGACACUUCGCUCAACGUAUACUUACAAUCAAUAAAGCAUCUCUUCCAGAAUAUCGUCGCUAAAUCUCAGGAUCUACUAGAGAAUCUAGAAGAAUGCGCUGAUGUGCAUAAUAAGUUUAACUUGCAGUGCAAAUACUUCGACGAUUGGCUAAAUGUUGAACGAGAAAAACUGCUGGAUUGCAAUGAUGUAACUGGAGAGCGUGCUGAUAUUUCAAGAAGAAUGGCUACACUGGCUGUUCUUAAGAACGGCCAAGCUCAAGGAUCAGAACAUUUGAAUAAACUUAAAGAAUUGUUAGAAGUAGUGAUCAAAAGUACUGCUACGAAGGGACAGGAGGCUAUUAAAAAGGAAGCAGAUACUUUGGAAUCAGCGUUGAAUCAACAUUUAACCGAAAUUGAAACUGUAGAAGCUAAGCAGAAUGCAGCUCUUCAAAAAUGGCAGGACUUUGAGGAUCAAUUGGACAAGCAUACUAAGUGGUUCCGUACUGUAGAAGCUGCCUUCCGUGAUCAACAGCUCCAAGCUACGUUGAAGGACAAGGAAGAACGAUUGCAGUUAUUUAAAAACAAACGCGAUAUCAUUCUGAAGAAAGAAAAAGAAAUUGAUGAAUUCGUUGAUAAAUCUCAUGGACUUUUGAAUGCCAGUGGAGUUGAAAGGAUCAAGCCUGCCAUUUCUCAGAUCAGCAAUCGGUACCAAUCUUUGGUUAUAUUGAGCAAGGAGGUGGUUGAUCGUUGUCGUGCUAUCGUUGACGAACACAAAGAGUUUGAAGAUAAACUGAAGGCUGUUGAUGUCUGGCUGACUCCAUUGGAGCAAAACUUGGCAGCGUUGAAAAAAGACGAACUGGGUGGAGACUUUGAAGCAAAGGGUUCGAGGUUGAAGAUGCUGUUGGCUGAACGAGAUCAAGCUACAAGUAGAUUAACAGCUCUGACUGCUGCCGGAGAGCGGAUUCUUCCUGCGACUUCGGCCCAAGGACGUGAAACUAUUCGGCAUGAACUAAGACACGCGAGGGAAAGAUGGGAUAACUUGACUGAAGGGAUUCUGGAACAGCAGAAGAAGCAGGACGCUCAGUCUCUUCAAUGGUCGAGUUAUCAGGAAACCUUGCAGCAUAUUUCAGCUUGGUUAGACAACAUGGAACGCGCUAUGAAGCAGGAUUCUGCUUCUUCUUCAACACACCAAGAAGUUCGCUCUAGGUUACUCAAGAGCAAGACUUUGCAUCAGGAAAUUUUGGCCCACAAAAGGAUUGUUGAAGCGAUUUCGGAGAAAGCUAAUGCUUUGACCCAAGCACCUACUGAUGUCAAAGAUGCUGUGUUGGCUGUUUCCAAGCGAUAUGAAGCUUUGGUUGAUGCCUCGCAAAAAGGAAUAGCUGGGUUGGAGAGAUUGUCAGAGAUCUUCCAACAGUUGCAUGAUCUUCAGAAGGCCUAUCAAGAUUACCAGAAGCAGCAGUGGGACAAAUUGGCUAAUUACAAUGAUUACACGGGUAAUAAGGCUGCUUUGCAGGCUAGGCUAGCUAAAGUUAUUGAGAUUCAAGACGAACAAACUGAGGGAGAAUUGAAACUUAAUGUUCUUGAGGAACAUGUCAAGCAAAAUAGUUGUAAUUUGCCUCCAAGAGCUCAAGAAGCUACUGAACGUGACCUUGCUAAUCUGAGGUUUGAAAGCAAAAAAUUUGCGACUGCAGUCAGUGACGUAAUUCGAACUCUCGAAGAAAGAAUCCAACAGUGGAGCGAAUACGAAAAUGCUCUGGAACGUCUUUUGGCCUGGCUGUCAGAAGCAGAAACGAUUUUGAAGAAUUAUACUCUGAAAAACACCAUAGAUGAGAAGCAAGAGCAGCUGGAAAAGUACCAGUCGCUGAUUAUCAAUCUGAGAAGCCAUGAAGCGGAGUUUGAUAAAAUGAGCGAUGAUUCUUCAGAAUUGAUCGAGACCAGCGGGGAAUCACGAUUCUCUGCCAAUAUUCAACAAGUGACAUCACGGUUCCAGUCUAUUCAAGCAACUGCUAAAGAGCUGGUGAAGAAAUGCGAGCAAGCAACCCAAGACCAUGGAGCAUACUUAGAACGUUACAAGCAAUGUACGGACUGGUUAACAGCCUCACAAUCGCAAUACCAAGGUUCAAGAGACAACACCAACGCUACUAAGCAAGAGUUGAUGACCAACGGAGACAGUUUGCGCGAAUUGCUAUCGCGAAUCACCGCAGGAACACUUUUAGUCAACAAUACAGUCGAGGCUGGAGAGCGCUUGUACCCAACAACUGGUUCAGAAGGCAGAGAAAUAAUCCGACAACAGCUUCUAGACCUCCAACAAGCUCUCGAGUCUCUAGUCGACGGAGUUUCUUCCACGGAACGCGACAUCCAGGUGAAAAUAUCCCGUUGGUUAGGAUUUGAUGACUCCAGUGGAAGUUUCGAGAAGUGGCUGUCGCAGAUGGAGAAGCGGAUAAAGUCAGAAUUGGAAUUGAAGACGACUUUGGAUGAAAAACGAAUCCAACUUCAACUGUACAGAGAUUCUUUGCAUGACAUCCAGAGCCACCAAGAAGAUCUUCUGGCUUUAAGAGAUAAAUCUGACAACUUACCCGAUAAAACCGAUAAGACUGACAAGAUUCUUACCGACCUAACAAAACGGUACUCAGCUAUUUUGAAACGCGUUCAAGGAUUCGUUGAGAAGUACGAAGCGAUUGUCAGCGAUCACCAGCAGUACAGCAAAGCUGUGUUAGAGACUCACGAAUGGUUGGACGCGACUCAUAACGCGGUUAGUCUUUGGGGUGAUACCGAUCUGGAACGUGUGUCGCUUCACACCAACAUCGAUCGUUUGAAAAAUCUUCUUCACACGCUACCCGAAGAUCAACCACGAAUUCAACAGAUAAGAGUUCUAGGCGAGAAAGUUAUUCCCGGGACUUUAGAAUCCGGACAGGUUAACAUAAGAUCGCAGAUUGACUCCUCACAGCAAGAGUGGGAGGGUUUGGUAUCGACGAUUAAAUCGACGAUCGAAGUAAUUGAAAAUAAAUUGCAACAGUGGCACGAAUUUGAAGCCUUGAAAGAGAAAUGCUUAGAUUGGAUUAGAGAUACUGACACUAAAUUGCACGCGGUUGAUCUGAAAUCUACUUUGCAGGAGAAGAAAGAGCAGCUGGAACAUUUGAGAGUUCUCCAGGGUGAAGUUCGGGCUAAGGAAUUGGAAAUCGAUGCAGUGACUGAACGAGCGCAACAAUUACACAAGAAUAUGACAUCUAGGACGUCCAAUAUUCCGGAGUUGGGUAUCAAGUACCAGCAGAUCUCCAGCAAAGUUAAGGAUUUGAACAACCGAUGGCAUCAGUAUGUAGCGAAUCAUCAAGAUUUCGAUAACAAUCUUGCAGCUUGUGUCAAUUGGCUGGAAGGAAUUCGUGAAAAGCUUGCUUAUUCUUCAGAUUUGAGUGCUUUGUCGCAGAAGGAUUUGGAAAGCAAGAUGGCGACGGUUCAGGAUUUGCUGCUGUACAAAGAAGAUGGGUUUUCAAAAAUUCAAGGAAUUGUUGAACUGGCUCAAACUGUCCUUGCAAACACGGCCCCGGCAGGUCAUCAAGCGAUCAAUGAAGCGGUAGUUCGUCUUCAGGAACAAUGGAGUGCUUUGACUACGCAAAUGUUGGAGACUAAGACCAAUCUUGAUGAUUCUAUCAACAAAUGGGCAGGAUUGUUGGAACAGAUUCAAACGAUCAACAAGACAGUGGAACUGAUGAAGAAUUCGCUGGCUGAAAUCCAGCCGUUCCAAUCGACGAUGACUGAGAAGAGAAAUCAGUUGGAAAGGAUCAAAGCUUUGGAGGAACGAGUUCGCUGUGAGAACAUUGAAGUUGACAAUUUAAAGUCGAAGUUUGCAGAGAUGGUUGCGAGUGGUCAGCAAGGAUUGGCAGCUUCUCAGGCUCAGGAUACUUUGAACAAGUUUGAUGAACUGUUCGAGAAGAUUAAGUCUUUGUUGGCAGAAAGAGAGGACCAGUAUAAGGACCACAAGAGGUAUAAGGAAGCGCAUGAUGAUUUGAUUGCAUGGCUAAGUCGCGCGAGGGAGAAAAUUCCUUCGAUGAAACAACGAACGCUGAGCGACAAACUGGCUGUUGAGAAUGCUGUUGCGCCUUUGGAGAGCUUGCUGAACAAAAAAGCGCAGGGAGAACUGUUGGUGGAACAUUUGCAGCAUACUGGAGAGGUUGUUUGCGCGAGUACUAGUCCUCAGGGUGGAGAAGUGAUUCGCAAUGAAAUUCGUGCGUUGAAAGAGAGCUUUGAUAGUUUGUUCAAAGAAGUAAAGGUGCAGAAAGAAAUAUUGGAGAGUACAAUCAGUCAGUGGAGGGAUUACAAGGAUGAGUAUGAGAGGCUGAGUGACUGGUUACAGCAGUUUGAUAUCUUGAUAAAGGCGCAGAAGAACGCGUUAUUGCCUAACGUCGUGGAGAAGGAAAAGCAAGUUAAAGAAGUGAGAGAUAUUCUUGAAAAUUUGGAAAAAGGCCAGGAACAGAUUGAUAAGUUCAACAAAUCAGCUUCGGUUUUGCUUUCCUCGCACCUAGAUACGUACAUAAACAACCAACUACGUCACCUUAAUUCGCGGUAUCAAGUCCAGGUGAAUUUGGCGAAAGAUGUAUUGAACAAGGUGGAAACUAAUUUGUCGCAACACCAAGAAUACGAACGGAACUUAGACAAGACUAAAGCCUGGAUCGACAAUGCUAAGCAGAUAAUCCGUCAAGGAACAGAAGCUGCUUCCUCGAGUAGUCGGGAAGAAUUACAGGAGCGAUUGGAUAAGAUUCAGGAUCUGCUUAAGAAGUUGGAAGAAGGUCAGAAUCUUGUCCAUUUGACAGUCAAUUGCGGAGAAAAGGUUGCUAGAAACACGCGAUCUGACGGAAGAGAAGAGAUCAAUAAUCAGUUGAAGGAGAUUCAGAAUGACUGGGAAAGGUUGGUUAAGAAGAUUUCGACUACCAAGGUCCACUUGGAAACUAGUUUGCUCCAAUGGGCUGAUUACAGCUCCUCGUACUCACAAUUGCAGCAGUGGAUCAAUGACCGUGAAGCCAAGUUACAACAAGUAUGUGAGCAGAAGGUUUCCAAGGCCAAAAAAGGACUCGCGGGAUUGAAUUCACUGGCAAUUGGUGAGCGUAAGGCUAAUUUGAGACAAACUAAUAGUAUUAUGCAGGACAUUGUUGCUUUUGAACCGAUGAUUCAAUCGGUGACGACUAAAGCGGAAGAUUUGCAGCAAGCAACGCCUGCUACUGAAAUUUCUAUAAAGUAUGAAACGUUAAGCAAGCAGGCGCAAGAACUGUAUGCGAAGCAAAAGGAGACUGUUGAACAGCAUCAAGCUUUCAUUGACAGUGGUUCUGAGUUUGUUCAGUGGAUCAGAGUUGCUAAGGAAAGAUUAGGCAAGUGUUCAGAGCCUACUGGUGAUAAAGAAUCGUUGGCUAGCAAAAUAACGCAACUGAAGGUGCUGCAAAGUGAACUACCGGAGGGCCAGCAGAAGUUGGAGAAGGCUCUAGAGCGAGGUAAUGCUGCUUGUCAGAUUGCAGAUGCUGAAGAUAAGGAAAUCAUUGAAGAAGACGUCGCUAUGUUGCAAGAGGAGUAUGAUAAUUAUGUGGAUUCUUUGAAUAAUACGAAGAGUUUGUUGGAAGUAGGCAUUGUUAAGUGGACAGAAUAUGAAGACCAGUAUUCUGAGGCGACGGAGUGGCUAAAUCAAACUGAACAGCUAGUUCAAACGUUCAACAAGCUUCAGGACAGUUUGGAGGAGAAGAAGAAUGUGCUAGAGAGGUUCCAAGUUCAUCUGCAAACUCUCUUCGACUGGCAGAAGGAACUAGAUCGACUUAAUAUGAAAGCGCAAAUGCUGUUGGAAACGUGUGCAGACACCAGGAUUUCAAAUCAGGUUACGCAAUUGACUACCAAGUACAAUGCGUUGCUGUCUUUAGCGAAGGAAAUAAUGAGGAGGUUAGAAUUGCAUUAUCAGGAACAUCAGCAGCAUAAUACUCUGUAUCAAGAGUGUCAAGACUGGAUUGACAGGACUAGAGAAAAGUUGGGCGAGUGCAAAGAUGUGACUGCGACCUUGACAGAGGUCAAUAAUAAGUUAAGCAUGUGCAAAGCGAUUAGACAGACACUAGAGCAGGGCCAGAAUAAAUUGAGAUACGCGUUAGAGUUGAAAGAACGCGUUAUCAUGAACACUGAACAGAACGGUGCUGCGAAAAUUCAAGAAGAUACGGCGAAUCUUAAAGCAGAGUUUGACAAGCUGAUGGUUGAUGUCGAAGAUGCGAGACAGAAAUUGUCGACAAGAGCUAGUUCGCUUGAAGAGUUGGGCAAGUUAUACCGCAUGAUCACGGACUGGAUCGAAGAAAUUGAUGUGAAGAUCAGGCCAGAUGAGACUUACAGGAAUGACUUGAGCGAGAAAAGGAUACUUUUGGAGAAGUACCGGACUGCACAAAGAGAUAUUCAAGGUCAUAGUGAUACUAUUGAUAGAUUGAAGUCGCGAUUGAAUGAAGAUUCCACAAUUCCGCGAGAACCUUAUGAAGGUACGAUCGCGAAAUACGAUGAAUUGAGAAGACUAGUCGCUGAAAAGAUCAACAAUCUAGAGGAUCAGGUUAGGGAGCAUGAAAGGUUCCAACAAGCCCAGAAUGAAGCUGCAGAUUGGGUUAGAAGAACUAAAGUUGAAGUACAGCAGUACAGCAUGACGCAGGGUGAAAGACCUAAGAUUGUAGAACGCGAGAAGAAGAUCAGCGAAAUUGUUGAUUCAAUGCCGAAAGGUGAAGCUCUCAUUUCCAAAGUUAUGGACAUCAGUGAAGCGGUUAUCUCUUCUACGGGACCAGAAGGACAAGACGCUAUUCGCCAGGAAGUGAAACAGCUACAACUAGACUGGAAAUUUCUGCAGACUCAGUGUCAAGAUUCCCAAAAAACGCUCGCUAAUUGUAUUACCAUGUGGUCCCAGUUCACUAGCGCGAUGGAGAGCAUGAAAAAUUGGCUGGACCUGUUCCAGAAGAAGGUCGAGAAGAACUUAUCCGACCACACGGAGUUUUUGAAAGCGCGAAAGGAGAUGGAAGAGUGGCUCCAAACUGCUCACGGGUCGAUCCAAGAUUGUGUAGGUGUUGGAGACGUGACUUGGGCGAGAGAUAAGUUAGAAACAACCAGGCUAGUUGCUACGAGGAUCACUGAAGGCCAACAUCUGCUUUCAACUUUGAAGAAUGCGUUUGCGAAGGCGAUUAAUACCGCGUUGCCAGAACAGCAAGAGCAGUUGAGAACUGACAUGGCUACGUUGACGUCCAAUUGGGAGCAGCUGAACAUGGACUUGAACACAGUACAGGCCCAAGUUAAGGCUACUCUAACCCGGUGGGAAGACCACGCAGAGGUUUACGAAAGGCUGAAGAAGUGGUUGGGUGAUACUGAAAAGAUUUUGGAGACUUUGCCGGAUACCAAAGGCGAAAUUGGUGAGAUGAAAACGUUGUCUGAAAGAUACAGACACAUUCAAGAUGAAGUAAAAGCGAAGAAGGUUGAAUUGGACCAACUGUUGGAGGAGUCUACUGAAUUGUCCACGUGGGCGAAGAACAACAAGACUCAGGAUCAAGCUAAUGAUCUUCUGAGUCGCUGGAAGGCCCUGGGUCUGUUGGUGGAUGAGCAGAAGCGGCUUGUAGAAAAUGAGAUGGAUGAAUACACGAUGUAUCACACAGCUUUGCAGGAAACGGAAAAAUGGUUACUUCAAGUGUCAUUCCAAUUGAUGGCGCACAAUUCGAGAUACAUUACCAGUAAGGAGCAAACGCUUGAACAAAUCAAAGCUCAUGACGCUCUAUUGGAGGACAUUCGCAAUUACCAGCAUGAUUUAGACGAUCUCAAAGACAAAGGACAGCAUCAAAUUGAUCGGUACUUAUCAGCCAAUCCUAAUAUUAAGACUACGAUUGAAACUCAACUGCAAAACGUCCAGGAAAGUUACAAUUCGCUGCUUAAUACUGCAAUUCAGAUCAAGAAUAGGUUGGAUGAGUCCUUGGCUAAGUUUGCGGAGUAUGAGAGAACUCUAGAAAGUAUCAUGAAGAAUUUGGACACAUAUGAACCGGAAAUUGUGAGAGAAUUAGAGGCUCCGUUAGACACUUUGGAGUCGGCUGAAAAAAGUCUUGAAAGCGCUAGGUUGCUGCACAAUAAAUUGCAGGCAGAAAAAACGAGGUUGGCCGUUGCUGUUGAAGCUUGUGAAGCUGCGGCUGCUUGUGUUUCUAGACCUGGAAGUCCUUUAGAUGCACCGGCUAUUCAGAUUCCUUCUAGGGAAGUCGAAGUGAGGACCAGAUUGGAAGAUUUGAUUGAUCAGAAAGAUAACCGAGACACUGGAGACAGGCUGAAAGCAUUGUUUCGUGUCAUUGAAGAAAAAGGCUUCUUAGUGAAACUUAAUCAAAUGUGCGAGAAGAUGCAAGCACACUUGGCGAACGUCACGAAAUCCGUUGGCGAACUAGAGGAACAAAUGCACCAGAAAAACGACUUGAAAUCCUGGAUCAACCAACAGCGCGCUCUGUGUGCCGAGUGGAAAUCACGACCAGCAAAAUUACGCGCGGAAGCAGCGCAGGCUGAGCUCCAAGCAAUGAACGAACUCUUAGGAAGUAUCGGAGAAAGAAGAUCUCGAGCCAUGAUAGAAUUGUCUCUUCGUCCGGAAGAUAACAUCGAGGAAGGCCUUGAUAAGCUGGAGAACGAAUUGACAGAAGCUAUUGCUGACAAACAAGCGACUCAAGAACUGAUCCAAAAGUACCGCGCUCAGGUGCAGGAUAUCCAAAGUUGGUUCGACGGGUUGUCCAAGAAAGUUGAUGUCAUCGAAAAGGGCAACGGGUUGACCAUAGGUCAGAAGAUUUCAGCAGUCAAGACCAUUAUCUCGGACUUUGAGACUCAAGGACCCGGUAGACUUGAUGAAGUCAAAAAACUAGGCGAUCAAGUGAUGGACAGUGUCAGCAACUUGGAUUCCCAACAAAUUGAAGAGCAGAUAAAGUCCGUGGACCGUAGAUACGCUGAUGUCAACAAGAAGUUGGUGAGAAAGAGCCAGGUGCUGGAUAUGACUGCCCAAGGCAUUGAAGCCACUCGCAAAGAGAUUGAAGACAACCGCGAGUGGAUCAGUCUCAAAAAACAGCAAGCGAGAACCACAGAACCUCUUGGUUUUGAGUGCAAGCCCGCUGAUGAUCGGGUUCUAGCCUUGAAAGCGAUGCUCAAGGAAGCCGAAAACAAACAAGUUAUCGUUGAUACUCUUGAAAAACGAGUUGGAAACAUGCAGAACGAGCUGGAAGCCAGUGAGCAGCAAGAAUUAGAAUCAAAUGCGCGAGCUUUAAGGACAGAACAGGUCGAACUUUGCUCGAUUUUGAGGGAAGAAAUCUCCGGAGCCUCCGCUGCAGCAGAUGCCAGACACAAACUGGAGACAGAUUUUGAACGAGCGCGUCUCUGGAUAAAGUCGAAGCACAACGACCUCAAGAAACUAAGCGGUUAUUUGCCGCUAAGAUCCACGAAAGUAGAGGAGGACAUUGUUCAUCAUAACGAGAUUGAGGGUGACAUUAAUUCCUUCAACGAAAGCACUCUGAAAGACGUGUUGAAGCAGGCUAACACUUUGAUGCGUGAUUGCAAUGAAGAUGAUCGUGGAAAUCUCCAAGCUUUGUUGGAUAACUUGAAUGAAGACUACGACGCGUUGAAGAAAGAAGCUGCUGAAAAACAGGCUUCAUUGGCGGACUUGUUGCAAGGUCGCAAAGCCUUUGAGAGUGAAAUAGAUAGGUGUCAAAGGUGGAUCAAGGAGGCGGAGACCGCUACUUCGUCGGAUGUGAGAACUUCAAGUGUAGAUGUGCUGAGAGAGCAGCUUGCGAAAUAUGAUAGGCUGAAGCAAGAAGCCAAGGCGUUUGGAGAGGACGUUGAGAAGAUAAUGCAACAAGGGAAAUCUAUUUUACCAACGGUGAGCGACGCAGAUAAGCUGGAAUUGAGCGAUCAAUUGAAGAGUAUGAAGGAUGCUCACAAUAGAGUCGCUGGAGUGAUUAAUGAACGGGCUUCUGCACUUCACAAAAGCAUCGCUGAGGCGGAAGAAGCUGCUGCGAGGGUCGCCGAAGCAGUUCAAUUUAUGUCUGAUAUCCAGAAGGAGCUUAAUAACUUGAACAAACCAAUUGGUUCGAAGGUCGAAGAUGUCGAAGGAAUGUUAGCAGCUUAUGAAAAAAUUCUUGGUGAUUUGAAGGCGAACAAAGCCAAGCUUUCUGAUCUGCAAUCGGCUAAUAUUGGGGAUCUCCAUGGAGUGAUUGGUCAGCAAGAUGACUUGAUUAGGGCGCUAGAGGCGCAAAUCGCGAGGUUGAGACAGUUGCUUUUGCUUCGACAGCAAUUUAUUGCGUUGAUUACGGAGAUAAUGUCGUUUAUUGCGAAGUAUAAUGAGAUUGUGAGGGAUAUUGAGAAGCAGGACCAGACUACCGAGGAGAAGAUAAAGCGAUACGAUGAUGUUAUCUCGAAGAUUCAGGAGUGUGAGGCUACUUUGGCGAGUGCUAAUGACAAAGGCCAGCAAAUCGCAGCAGAUGGAUCUUCAGCGGACAAGAAUAAUGUUACGGAACAACUUCAGUCGUUGAAGCAGCAGCUUCAGGGGCUGAGACGAGCUGUGGAAAUGCAGCGAGAACAGCAUGAACUGGCAGCUGCUGAACAUAAGCGAUUGGCAGAAGAGCUGGCGGAGAUUCUGGAUUGGUUGGAGAACAAAGAGAAGGAAGUUAAGUCCAGGCCGCUUCUAGAUCGCGCUGUUGAGAGUGUAGAAAGUGAAAUUCAGAAGCAUAGAUUGCUUUGUGGCUUGGUUAAUGAGUAUCUGGAUAGAAUUAGGCAAUUGAAAGAGUCAGUCAAGCACGAAGAAGGCAUGCCUGGAUCGCUCAAAGAGAUGCUGAGUGAAGCGGUGUCUUUGUUGGCGUCUUUGCCGAGGGAAAUGGAGGACAGGGAGGCUUAUUUGGACUCAAACUUGCAAAUGAGGCUGAACUACGGACAGUUGGCUGAUAAAUUCCACAAAUGGGUUCGUGAAGCUGAGAUCCGGCUGCAGAGCGACAAAGACGGGCUUGAUUUUGAGAAUAUCCUCAGCGAUUUGGAAGAACACAAAAUCUACUUCAGUUCUGAAGCUUCUAUUCGCGAAUUAGUGUCUCAGCAGAUCCAGCAAGCGGCUGACAAAGUUUGGCCGUCGUUGAAUAGCGCAGAACAGGAGGAACUUAGUCUUGAACAACAGCAACAUUUGCAGUUACUGAAGAACACUUUGAAUACCGCUAAGUCUUAUCGCGCGAGAUUGGAACAAGGCGCAGAUACGUGGCGUGACUACACACAGACUUUGGAGAGAGUUAAGGCGGUAAUUGCUCGUUCGCGGUUUACUGACGAGCCUGUUACCACCCUCGCGGGCUUGCAGUUCAAUAUCCAGAAGCUGACUCACGCGCUAAAUGAUAUUCAAAACCAGCAGUUUGAAUUGGAUCUUCUCAAUGAAAGAGGCCAGGAGAUUUUGAGCUCCGCAGAUGCUAACAAUAAGCAGAGUAUUAAAGCUCAUUUAGAGGAAACUAGUGCGCAGUGGAAGGAGCUCGUUGCUGGGUUAGAAGGUCGAAGGGGAGCUUUAGAAGCGCUUUCUAAGCAUUGGGAAGAUCUUGAGGCCAGGCUCAAUCACACUGAGACGAAGCUCAAUGCCAUUGAGGAGAGGAGCAAACUUGUUGACUGCAUUGUCAGGUCGAAACAUCACAUCAAAGAUACCAUCAAAUCACUCAAUGAGCUGGUUACGGAGGCGGAAAAGUUAAUCCCCGUGACCGAGGAAGUCAGAGAACUUGCAAGACCAGUGAUUGAAUAUCUGUCAGCAUUCACAGAAGCCUCGGCACGUGGUCUCGAAGACCGGCUUGAUAAGCUCCACACCACUGCGGAAAGGCUCGUGAGUUCACUUGACACAAAAUCAAAAAAAGCGCGUGAAGACCUUGAUUUGCUGAAAGCAGACGAGCAAGAAAUAAAACGGCUGCAAGACAAACUCGAGAAAAUCAACGAGGAGAUUAAAAUUUUGUACGUAUUCGGCAUCGACCAGCAGGCAAUUGAAGAUUCACUAAUAAAGCAGCGAGAGGAGCUGCUGGGGUUAAUCGAGGAGAUAAAACAACUAUCUGGUAACACUAAGGCGCGGUACCAGGCGAGCCAGCAGCUGGUACCCAGUGACCUCGCACAGAAAUUGGCUUCUCUGGAGCUGAGUGCCGAGGGCGCAGUACAAGCCAUGGAAGAGAAGCAACGUGAGCAGAAGCGUGCCAGGACAAUCCGCACCGACUAUCUGGCAGACGUCGACGAGCUCCAGGCCUGGAUUCGUCAAGCCGAACUCAAGGUCCAGGACAGGUCCGUCGAGCCGCUCAAAUUACGGGAAUUUUUACGACUUAUUCAGACGGAGCUCACUCCGAUCACUGACAAAUGCGAGCGAAUGACCAAAAACGGACGCACGAUUAUCGAAAAUACCCGCGAUGAAAACGAAAAAGAAUUAAUUGGCAAAACCAUCGCCAACUUGACCGAGCAGCUGGCCCAAGUCAAAUCCUGGCUCGAGGAAAAGAAGCAACAGGUUGGCGACUCUCUCGACGCUUGGCAGAGGUUCCUUGUUCUUUACGAGUCUGUCAAAGCUUGGACUGAGGAAAAGAGACUUUUCUUGAAAGAACCUCUUAAACUUAGCACGCUUGUUCAGACUCGGCAAAGGUUACAUGAUUACUCGACGGCUGUUAAAAGUUGUAAGCAAGUAAACAAGAAUUUAAGUGACAUGGGGAAAGAACUGGAAGUUAUUGGUCAAUUCACAAGCGUAGGUGACCUGCCGGAAAAACUUGCACAGGCCGAAGAGGCCAAGGUUGAAGUUGAAGGUCAAUUAUUAGAAAGGAACGCAUUACUACAAGAAGCGAGCGAAGAAUGGGAACAGUGUGAGAAAAAGUUCAAAGACGUGAAAACAUUCUUAGAAAAAGCGAAACAGAGUUUAGAAUCUGCGCAAAAUAAAAAGAAACCCCUCCGAGAUCAGCACGCGAUUAGGGAGAAAAUGGUGAGCGAUAUCGCGAUACAGAAAACAAAGAUAUCGUUCUCCGUGGAAAAACUUCAGGUACACUUUAAGACUGGAAUCGGCGGCGACAACAAAAUCGCGGAAACCGCCGAUGAAAUGAUUAAUGAACUUAAUCUCCUAAACGACACUGUAAAAGAGCAAACGGCGUCUCUGGAGGCCUGUCUCACCCAAAUAGAUCAAUACCAACAGGAAAUACAACAAUUAAGACACCAAAUAAUUCAAGUAGAACAGCAAUUGCGCUCGGCUUUAAGCCCGACUUAUUUACCGAACGAUCGUGAAAGAGCUAUGCAAGAGCAACAGGCCUUGCAGACACAAAUGGAGUCUUGGCGUCAACGAACGAGGCUGUUGGUGGACGAGAUUCACAAAAUCGACCCGUACUACUCAUUUCCAAGUGAGCUUACUCCUCGAGUAACAGGACUUGCUUCUUACGCAGACAUUGCAGCAAGGCGAAUGAGUCCUAGUUCAAGAGAUUCUAGCCCCUAUCGCGCGCAGCAGGAGUUCGUGAGUGUUCAAACUCACCAAAUUCAUCGGCCACAGGUGAUUCGUCCUCAAGUACCUCAACAAGUACCUCAAAUACCUCAAAUACCUCAAGUAAGUCUACCUCAGAUUAGUGAGCCAGAAGAAGAAAAGGUGGAGAGAGACAGCAAGAAGAAACGUCGAGGACGAUCUCCUACCAGGAACAAUCGCAACCAAAAAGUUCCCGAGAUGAAGGUGGCUAACAAGGAAGUUGUGCAAGAACAUGUUCAAACCAGGGAACACAUUUCGGCAAAUCUUGCUCCGAAGGACACACGGAGAAGAUCACCUAGUCCGAUUUGGAUUCCUGGGUCUACUUCCUACGCAGAUAUCCUCAGAAAAGCUCAAGGACCUGGUUCUUAUACUACAGACUCGGAACAUGAGUACGGAAUGACCACCCUGACGAAAGAAAGGAGGGUAAGCGUUGGUUCUUCUGGAAAAUCAAUGGAGGACAUCAGGGUUGAAAAACCAGUUGAUCAUGUGAGUCAAGAUCAAAAUUUGCAGGAACGAUGGUCGCAAAAUAACACUUUGAAUCAGUAUUCGAUUCCGUCGAAUCAAAUGCAAGCGGAAAUUUACGAGUACAAUGCUGCGAUGCCUGAUGUCGUUGAUAUUGGAAUCGGAGUUAGCUUCUUCAACCCUGGACUGGGUUAUCCAAUUGGAUCCUACGUUUAUCCGGCGGGACAACAACAAAUGGAAGUGGCUUUGAAUCCUUACGACCCUCAUAUCGGGUACGCCGAACAUUAUGUCACUCAGCAGAAUUACAUGACCGCUGGCAGCCCUGAUAUUUAUUCACAGACUCACAUUCAGUGCCCACAAAGUGAAAUGAUUUAUUAUAAUUCGGAAAUUUUUGGCGAGGGUCAGGUUUGCCAGAGCCAAGUGCAAGAUCAUGUGAGUGUCGUUGAUAGUGCAGUGAGCUUGCCAACUGUUAAUGAGACAAUUGAUCGGAUUGAGAGUGUGGAAGUUAGAGAUGAGGAGAAGAUUGAGGACAGGGAGGUCGAACAGGUUACUGAAGCUAGAGGCUCUGGUAUUUCUUAUGCUAAGAUUUUGUCUCAAGGUUUGCCCGAACGGACUCCUUCGCCGGUGAAAUUGGCUGAAGAGACGCUGGUUCAUGAAAUUUCUAAGCCAGUUAAAUUUUUGAGGAAAAUUGAGAGCGAGCCAGAUGAUCGGGAGGAUAAGAAGGGGAGAGAUAAUAGGAACUGGGGGACGAUUAAGAAAUCAAAGAAGAAGGGAAUGGAGGAGAAGAAGGUUGAAAAGGUGAAGGAGGGUACUAAGAAAGUGAAAAAGGGGGAUCAAGUUGGGAAGGUUCAAGAGAAAAUUGGUGAAGUUUGUCAGGUGGUUGAGAGUAAAAAGGAGAAAAUUGAUGACAAAGUGCCGAUUAAAGAAGAUAAAGUGCAGGAAGAUGAUGAUAAGUUGACGAAGGAAGAUGAAAAAGACAAGAAACGAAAGAAUAAGAAGAAGAAAGAUAAGUCUAGGGAGGAUGAAAUUGAUAAAGCUCUUAAAGAAAUUGCGAAUCUAGAUAAGCAGAAAGUUAAAGAUAAAGUGAAGGAGAAAGAACCAAAGCCUAAAGAAAUUGAGAAGAAGGGUAAGGAAGAAGAAAAAGUGGAGAAAAAUGGUGUUGAACAUGAGGAAAUUGUUAAAGAAAUUAGUAAUGGAAAAGUUGAAGAGAAAAAGGCUAAAGGUAAGAAAAAUAAAGACAAGGUUUUGGUUGAUGAAAAAGUUAAACAUGACGAGGAAAAAGUAGAAUUUAAUUUGAUUGAAGUAAAGGUUGAAGAAAAAGAUGCUAAAGUUUUAGAAGAGAAGGAGGGUAAAAGUAAAAAACAGAAGAAGAAAAAGGAUAAGCAGGUUGAAAGUGAGAAAGUUAAAGAAGAAGUGAUAAUCAAAUCGGUUGAAGAAGGAAAAGAGAAGGUUAAAGAAGAAGAGAAGGCUUCUGGAGAUAAAUUGGUCCACGAAUUAAAGCAAAAACCGAAGGAUGAUAAAUCGAUUGAAGAAGUUAAGAAAGAUGAAAUAAAUAAGGUUACUGAUGAAAAAGUAAAUAAUUCGGGGCCUUUGACGAAGCAAAAGAAGAAAAAAGGUGAUAAGUCGCAACCUAAGGUCGAUAAGGUUGAUUCCAAGGAUUCUGAUGUGAAAUCAUUGCCUGUAGAAAUGACAAAGAAUCAAAAACCUCAAAAUAAAGCUGAAAAACAAAAAUCUACAGAGUCGUCAGAUAAACCAGCAUCUGUAGAGAUAAAAUCAGAGAAAGCGGAAGUUAAGCUCGAGAGAACGAAGUCUACUGAGUCUUCAGAUAAGCCAGUAGCUGUAGAAACAAAAUCAGAAAAAGGGAAAGAACAAAUUGAAAAAUCAAAGUCUAGAGAGUCUUUGGAUAAGUCACAACCUAAAGUUGAAAAAGAUUCUAAGGAUUCUGACAAAAAGUUGGUAAAAGAAACCAAAAAAGAGACGAGUAAUAAAGGGGAAGCCAAGGUUGUAAAACCAGAGAUGGGUUCUAAGAAAGAGUCUGAUGUAAUAAAGCAAGAAGAAGUGGUGAAGGUAGAUGUUCAGAACAAACAUGAAGGAGAAAUGAAGGUUUUGGAAAAAACCACGGUUCAAUCGGUGGUUGAGACUAAGCAGAAGAAGAAAAAAGGUGAUAAGCCGCAACCUAAAAUUGAUUCCAAAGAUUCUGAUGUAAAAUCAAUGCCUGUAGAAAUGACAAAGGAUCAAAAACCUCAAGUUGAAGUUGAGAAACAAAAGUCUACAGAGUCGUCAAAUAAACCAUCAUCUGUAGAGACAAAAUCAGAGAAAGCGGAAGUUAAGCUUGAGAAAAUGAAGUCUACUGAAUCUUCAGAUAAGCCAGUAGCUGUAGAAACAAAAUCUGAAAAAGGAAAAGAACAGAUUGAAAAACCAAAGUCUAGAGAGUCUUUGGACAAGUCACAACCUAAAGUUGAAAAAGAUUCUAAGGAUUCUGACAAAAAGUCGUUAGAAGAAACUAAAAAAGAAACGAAUGAUAAAGAAGAAGCCAAGGUUGGAAAACCAGAAAUGAGUUCUAAGAAAGAGUCUGAUGUAAUAAAGCAAGAAGAAGUGGUGAAGGUAGAUGUUCAGAAAAAACAUGAAGGAGAAAUGAAGGUUUUGGAAAAAACCACGGUUCAAUCGGUGGUUGAGACUAAGCAGAAGAAGAAAAAAGGUGAUAAGUCGCAACCUAAAAUUGAUUCCAAAGAUUCUGAUUCUAAAAACGAAGCAGUAGUAGUAGUUGAAACUACUACUAGAAAAGAAAAAACAAAAGAUGAUAAGAACAAACCUAAGGAUGAUAAGCAAAAAUCAACAGAAGCUACAGACAAACCACUACAUGGAGAAAUGAAACAGGAUAAGGUAAAAGAUGAAAAGGUAGAAACGAAAACUGAAAAAUCAGAAUCAGUUGAACUUCCAAAGAAGACAAUUACGGAAGUAAAAGAUAAAUCACAAACUAAAAUUGAUAAAGUAGAACCAAAAGUCGAAGAAAAGCCAUCCAAGUUAUCGGCUGCAGAGAAGAAACAAGACAAACCAAAAGACAGUGGAGCUAAAAUUGAUAAAGCAGACUCAAAAGCUCUGGAGGACAAAUCAGCAAAGUCACCAGCAGAAAUAAAACCAGAAAUCAAAGACACUAAAUCACCGAUUGACAUGUCUAAUCUAGAAACUAAAAAAUCGGAGCAAAAAGUAGAAUUAGUGGUCAAAGAAUCGGAGCCUAAAGAUAUCAGUCAGAAAAUUCAAGUUCAAAAAACUGAAACUGAAUCAAAAGUUUCUGACGGAAAAAUUCAAGUCGAAUCGUCUAAAAAGUCUAAGCAGAAAAAGAAGACAAAAGAAAUUGUUGAUACUGUCGAUAAAUCUAAAGCUUCUGUGGAAAUAAUUCAAGCAUCUAAAGAAGAGAAAGUAGAACAAAUAGAUGAAGUUAAAUCAAAGGUUUCCGCCGAAAGCAAAUCAACUAAUGAACCAAAACAAUCAGAAAAAUUGAAGGAUGUCAAACAAAAACAAACUGAGAAGAUAGAAUCAAAAGCUAUUGAUACCAAACCUGAACCGACUAAAGAAAUUAAAGAUUCUUCUGUUAAAGAAUCACCAGAAUCAAUUAAAGAUACUAAAGAGAAGCAACCUGAUAAAAUAGAACCGAUUCCUACUGCUCCAAAACCUGAGCCAAUCAAAGAAAGUACAUCUGUUCAACAAACACCCGAAUCACUUAAAGAUACCAAGCUAAAAAUAAAAGACUCUCCUGCUAAGCAAUCUCUUGAAUUUCCGAAAGUCACGAAGCCGAAAGAAACAAAACUGAAAAACAAGGCUAAAAAUCAACCACAAGAGCAAGUUGUCGUAGAAAAAAUAGCUCCGACUUAUGUAGUAGAGACUAAAGAAAUAAAAAGUGAUCGUAAAACAAAUAUUGAGCCAUUAAAAGAAUCUAGGAUACGCGUAGGCGAAACUAAACACUCUAAUGGCCACACAGAAGCUAAGAAGGAAGUGAAAUGCGACACUAGAGUUAAAUCCGAAGAACAAACUGUGUCACAGACAGCAAGUUCCAUCUCCCAGAUGGAUGAAUCGGUGAUUCAAAGUUCUGAAAAUUUAAAAGACAAGGCUUUGAUCACUGAAAAAACUGUGACAACUGUUACAACUUCUGAAGUACUUUUGUCGACAGUUGGAUCAGAAAUAUCUGUCGAGGUAUUAGAGACUGUAUUGCCAAUUAGCACAGAAAAGAAGAGAGAAGAGAUUAUCACUCUGUGUCCAGACAGUGUUGAAGCGAAUCUCACUACUACUUACAUCGUUGCAAAAGAACCUAUUCGAGUACCUAAAGAUGAAGUCAUUUCGACAACUGAGGUGAAUGCUAAGAGUACUGAUAAAUCAAUCGGCGAUGUCCUUUUGAGCACCAUGGGUUUUAAAGAGGAUGAUGCUCCGCUAUUUGGAAGUGUACAGGACAGAAAAACUACUCGAUCUAAGACGGAAAGUACCUCGUCUUACGAAACGGAUCAAUAUAACGCAACCAAACAUUCAAAGGAACGUGAAAUGAAAGUAGAUGAAGUACGUGAUCAAAAAAUAGAAACUACUGAUGAUAAAUUAAAAUGCAUUGCAGAUGAUUUCAAGCAUCCUUAUUGGGCGGAUUAUGAAACUUACCGCAACGCUGAGAAGAAUUUAUAUCAAAAUUUCAAAGUCGUCAAAGUUAUUGAACCCCAGACGCUGAGCUCAUCGAUGCCGAAAUCAAGCACUCAGGAAAAAAUUGUCCAAGAAUCUUUCCUUGCUAAGGAAAUUGAAGCUGAAAAUAAAUUACGAGAUUUUGAUUUCACAAAAGAAAAAGAAACUCAUAACGUUAAGGAAAAAGUGAUAGAGGUGAAACAGAAAUCUGAUAAGAAAGAUGAAGGAAAAAAUAAAGAUACGAAGGAAUCUAAAAAAAAGUCAGAAACAAGUAAUGUCAUGGUUAGCGAAGUCAAAAAGGAAGUCAAAGAAGAACCGAAGAUUCAUUUGGUGGCUGAUGAUUCCUGGAUGGAUAUUUUGGAUGAACCAAUGGUCAUUGAUGACGAUUUUGAUGAUGACAAUGUAGAACCUGUUGAGAAAGUUUCGAAAAAAGUAAAAGAAUCAAAGGAAAUUAGCCAAAUUGUAGAAAAACCAACUGUAUCUGGUAGCAAUUUGGAAACUCAGUCAUCAACAACGACAUCUAGAGAUUCUAGUAAGAAGUCUAAGAAGCAAAAGAAGAAAAACAAUGCCGAAAAACAGAAAGAAAGUGAGAACGUUUCCGAUAAAAAAGAUAAUACUUUGGAAAAAGAAAAUUUGCAAGCAUUGGGAAAAUCUUUCGCUGAAGUAUUGGGAAAAUCUGCUACACCAUCCCCGCAGACAGUGGAAGAAAUUAAAAAGCCUGAAGGUAUAAUCAAACCUGAAGCGAUAAAGCCUGAGGUUGUUAAGCCUGAAGUUCUGGAAACCAAAAAAUCGCAGGAUAAAACUGAAGAAUCCGAUGAAACAGAAGGUUCUUGGGCUGCGAUUGCUGCAAAGAAAGUUGAGGUUCCUGAAAAUUUACUGCCAGCUGUAAAGAGUGUAGAAAAGGUGGACCAUCCAAAACCUUCGGUUCAAAUAGUUGUUGAGGAAGUUGCUAUGGAACCCAUUGAGAAUUUGGUUCAAGUGGAUGAGCAAGGGUUUAUGGAGUAUGUGAACAGAAAAGAACUACGCUCGAGGCGGUCUAGAUCACGGUCCAGGUCGAGAAGUAAUAGGCGUGAAAAUGCUCCUGAGGCAAGAUCCGCUGAUGUGGAUCAAAAAGCUGCUGAGGGAACUCAGGAAGAAUCUUUGGUUGAUAAUGUAGAGGUUGAGAAGUUGAGUGAAACUAAAGAAGAAAUUAAAGUUGUUGAAAGUCAACAAGUUUCGAAAGGUAAAUCGAAGCAGAAAAAAAAACAGAAAGAUAAAGAAGUGAAAACUGCGGGUGGACAGGUCCAAAGUGAGAAAGUUGAAAAGGUUGAUGAAAAACCUGAAGUACAGCCUGCUAAAGUUGAAACUAAAAAAUCUGAUGAGAAACCUGAUGUACUAACUGCGAAAGUAGAAAGUACAAAAUCUGAGACACAGCCUUUGAAAGUUGAGGAUAAAAAAUCUGAGCCUCAAAAUAAAAAAGGUGACAAGUCGAAGAAAUCUAAAGAACAAGCGAAAAAAAUUACUGAAGUUAAAAAGCCAGAAGAUAAAAAACCGGAAGUAAAAACUGAAGUUGCAGGAACUCAAAAAUCUGAAGAAUCUGCGAUGCCAGUUGUUACACCUGAGGAAAAAGUAGAGCCUAAAGAACAACCUAAAAAACCUGAAGAGAAAGCAACUAAAGAAGUUCAGAAACCUGAAGAGAAAAAACCUGCAGUACAAGCUAAAAAAUCCGGAAAGAAAGAACCUAAAAAACCUACUGUACAACCUGAAAAAUCUACAGGUAAGCCUGAACAGCAAAAACAACCAGAAAAACAAGUUCAAAAGCCUGUAGAAAAACCCGAACAACCUAAGAAAGUAGAAGAACAUGUUGAAAAACUGAAGGAUAAACCAGAACAACCGAAAAAAGCAGAUGAAGAGGUUAAAAACUCUUUAGACAAACCCGAACAAUCUAAGAAAGCAGAAGAACAAGUUGAAAAAUUGAAAGAUAAAUCAGAACCAUCGAAAAAGGCAAGUGAACAGGUUCAAAAAUCUGAAAACAAAAAACCAGAAUCAUCUAAAAAACCUGUCGAACAAAAACCUAAAGAAACUGUGACUAUUGGUACAAAGGUUGACGACAAGAAGAAAGAACCUGAAAAAACAGUCUGUCUAAUACCUAAAAAAGAAUCCAACGUACAGGUCCAAAAAUCUGAAGACAAAAAACCAGAGUCACCUAAAAAACCUGCCGAACAAAAACCUAAAGAAACUGUGACUACUAAUGUAAAAGUUGAUGACAAGAAGAAAGAACCUGAAGUAACAUUGUGUCCAAUGCCUAAAGAAAAAUCUAAGGAUAAGAAAAAGAACAAAAAAGAUGAAAAGACUCCUGUAGAAGUUCCAAAGAAGUCUAACGAGCCUGAAAUUCCUAAAAAAGUAGAAAUCCCACCAGAAUUACCUUCUGAACCAGCUAUUAAAGAACCUGAUCUGCCAGCACAAGACCAAUCUUUAACUUCAGAAGACAGCAAAGACUCUGGCUUCUGCGUAAUCACCAGCGAAUCUGAAACAACCGAGUUUUCUCACGAAAGUUCCUUGCUCCGCGACAUGGUUGUAGUUCCACCAAUGGAUUCACCAUCAGCGCCACCAACAGAACCUCCUCCACAAUCUCGUUCUCCACUGCCUAAAAGCAAAGGUACUUCAAACCUCAUGUCCAGUAACUCUGCAUCCAGCGCCUCUUUGGAACAUUGUUCCAUAGAAAUUUGCGAAACACCAUCCUCGAAAGUGCAGUUUUACAUCGACGAGGACGACGAUAUUGUAGUGAUUAGCCACGCAACAGAAGAGGAAGCUUCUUCGUCAGAAAUUUCUCCCAAACAAGAUCGUCCAUCUCCAUUAGAGGCCUUGAAGUUCAUCAGCUGCGACCGUUUCUGGCUCGACAAACGAGCUUACCACAACGCAGAACGCGAUUUCUUCGCAGAGAAGUCUUCUAAGCUCAAACAAAAGGUCUCGACUAUUAAACAUUCUUACGAUCCCCGCGAUGACGAUGAUAAAAACAAUGACAAAGGUCGUAAAGGGCCUAAAGACCCGUCGUUUGAUGCACACAGCGGUUCAUCGACUCCUAAAACGGAGCGUCUUGUCGCGGAUUUGCCCGGCGGAAUUGGUAGUUGGAAUGAUUACAGUACAUACUUGUCUCUCGGUCAAGACCCAUCGCGAGUGGACCCACGGGACCAUGAUCCUCAUUCUCAAAAACUUUCGGUUCCUAAUUUAUCUUCUUCUCUCUAUCAAACCACUUCUCUACUACCUCUUUCUUCUUCUUCUAUUUCAACUUCAACUUAUUCAAACUAUCACUUAUCAUCCUCGCAAGCCCAUCCAUCCAUACAGCAUUUAGGUACAGAAAUAAGCGGUUCAACUAAACAGCUAAGCAGUACUAAUCAGGAAUUACCUGUUACAACUAUUGCCGUCGAUAAUGAUCCAGUUCACGGGUACAAGGAGAGCUUAGAAAAUUCCGUGGAGAACUUGGAAGUUAUUGUCAGCCGGCUUGAAGAGUCACUCAGCAGUUUACCGCGUGAUAGUUUGGAGAACAUGCUAUCAGCACUAGCAGUGAUUCUUGGUGAGUUGCGCAAGCACGACCAAAGAAGCAAUGAAAUCCAAAAAGAGUUGGACAAAAUUGAAGCAGUUGAAGGUGAAAAAUUGAUUGCACCUGUGACAAGACUUCGCGAGCGGUUAGCUGGACUUAUUGAUCAGGUGGAGCAAGGGAUCGCUGCUUUGGGCAAAGCCAGAGAGAUUAAGCAUCAACGAGAACAACAAGUUGCGCUUUAUAAAACUUUCUUGGAAGAAACUGACUCCUGGUUGAGGAACUUGGUCUUGAUGAUCAGCCAACAGCAGUCUGUUCUUUCCUACCAGACACUUCUGAGCGAAUUGGAGGCCCGAAACCAAAGAAUGAACGAGCUGGAAACACUGCCAGAAGUGAGCGAACUUGCUCGUUCAUUGAGAGCAGCCCUGCUGGAGACUUACACCCGUUUGAAGCAAAAGCAGCAGGUAUACGAGACUCACAAGUCUGGGAGUACUGGGGCUUUUGGGCUGUUCACCAAUUACAAUCAUCGUGCCACGGAAAUCGAGGAAGACGAGUCCGCUCAAGCUUCCGAAGAAUUAGCGGAUCACGACGAUAUAACCUUAGACCAAGCGCCCUCUAUCCACUCAGGGGAUGAGGGUACAAUGUCCUGGGCAGACAUAUCCCUCCAAACUGGACAGAGUUUAAUAAUAGACCACCAAAACAAACCAAUCCAACUAACAAAGCAAACAUCGACCUCACAAAUAGCAGAGUUUGAUGUUCAAACUCAACCAAUGGAAAUGCAGUCUAUCCCCGUUCAGGUAUCAAUAGACGAAGGGGUUAAGUCGACACAGGAGUCGAUAAAAAUUUACAAAACCGCAAACGAUACCCACGAAGUAAUCGAAAUCGCUACCAAAAACAUUCCCGCGUCUUCCAGCUCCCAAUUUAUCUUAGCAGAGCGUUCUGCUGAUGACAUAGUAGUUGAUAUGAAAUACCAAGACGCAAAAGCCCAGCAGAGCGCCACCUCGGAACUGAGUAUCCAGCAUGCAGCGCCUCAGACUUUCGAAACAGUUCUCACCGAGCCGGACGACGUCACUACUGAAGUAGUCGUGGACGCUGACGGAACAAAGAGAAUAAUUGUUAGAAAAUUGCGACGAACUCUGGUGAGGAGCCAGCAGAUAACCUCCAUGGACCAGGUCAGCGUAUCUGGAGACGAGAUGCCUCAAGGAGUUCAAGCUUUCUCGGAAGCGACGAUGAGAAGCCAGCAAGUUACUGUAACUAGAACGCGACCUGACGGAAGCGUCGAAAUGGCCGCCAAGGAGACUUACGGAGGGAAAAUAACGACUGGUGGCGCUCCGGGAGAGGUUGUUAGUGUGGAACAGUUUGAAACUACGCCUCAGUACACUCACAGAGUGAUUCAUGGUCAGUUAGAAGACAUAGGACCAGAAUUGGGAGGUAAUGUUACUAUUGAAGAAGGCGCUUAUCAAACGAAAACUUCGACGGUUCACGCGAUGGUUCAACAAGUUACUAGGAGGGUCAUCAGGAAGACCAGAAGGACUAUUCGCAAGGUUACUAUUAUUGAUGGGAAGGAAACAAUGUCUGAAGAAGUAGUCGAAGAGCCGGAUGAAGUUGAAAUUGAUGAGCAAGAUAUUCCACAUAUAAGUAUCAAUGUUGUGAAGCAGGAGGAGCAGAAGACGUUUGUUAAGGAUGAUUCUGUCAGACAGGUUUCGAAGGCUACUGAAAUCAAUAGCAGUCUUCAGGGACCGUUCUUUGGGCCUACUGCUCGAGAAUUAACACCGGAUGGCAUUGAAGUUGAAGAUAAGCCGGUUAUUCAGGAAAUUGUUGAUCAAGAUGGUGAUCAAUUGAAGGAAAUUGAAGAUAAGUCUGAAGAAAUCGAGGAGGAGGUGAAGAAAGAUGUAGAGAGUCCGGAAAAAUUGGAAGAAAUUAAGGUAAAUGACACGACGUCGAUAAACAUAAGUCAAAAAUUUAUAGACGUUGAAAAAUCUGAACUUUUACAGUCAGCUUUAGGAACUCCUGAUGCUAGAGUUGAUUCCAGUGAGGCUAGAGAAAAGGAAGCUGAGUUACCGAUAACAGAUGAGAAAGCUGGUGAAGAAGUUGCGGAGAAUACCUGUAAGUCUAUGCCUGUUGAGGUACCAGCAGUAAUGACUGAAAGCUUUGAUAUGAAAUUAGAUACAGGCACAGUAGAAGUAGUACAGCACGCAGACGAUAGCAGCACUGUAGUUGGCUACAAAGAAUCACCUGGUAAACAGAAUAUUGUUGUGUUAGAGUCGCAAGAAUCAUCGCUACCAUCUGUCGAUCAUGCGUCGCCGGCACAAUCACCAUCCCAACCAUCUGAUUCGCACACAAAUUUGGGUAACGUUGAUGGAGCUUCCAGAGAUUCUAAGGCUGUUAUUGACAAGGUGGAAAUUUCCCUGAUGAUCAACAAGAGUCUAGAAGUAACUGAUGAGGCUGGAGUUUUCGUUGCUGUGAAAACAACCGCCGAACGACCAGAUGAUGUUUGUAGAAUUACGGAAGAGAAUGUAGACAUCAGAUUGCCGACUCAGGUGGAAAUCGUUGAAGUAGUUCCGGAUAAAAUUGUUCAGACCAGCGCUUUAGAAUCUUUUGAACCCGAUCAAGUGCCGGCGUACAAAGAAUCAGAAAAGAGUGACGCUGAGACGAGUUCCAGUCGCAAGAGUAGGAAGAAAAAGAGACGCAAAGAUGAAGAUAUUGGUGGAAAAUCUAGUGAAGAGUCUGGAAGUUCUGUCGCUACGACUAUCGCGGAAUCAGUGGAUCUUAAUCUUCCGAUUUCUGAGUCUCCGAAGCAGGUGAGCGAGCAACCGCAGCCAGAUGUUCUGGAAAUUACCGAAACUUCUUUGACGCUUUCAAGCCCGAGGGAAACGUCGAUGGGAUAUGAGCCUGAAGAUGUGACUACUGUCGAUGAAGCUUCUUUGAUUCAGGAGAAGGAUUUGAGCAAGAAGAAAAAGAAAAAGAAGAGGAAGCAAAGAUUCAAUGGUGAUGAGAAUGAUGAAGAUGAUGAUGAUAAAGCGAAAGAGAAAGAUGUUAGAGGAAUUGAAACUAGUGAACCAGUUAAAGAGCUUGGGGAGAAAAAGUUCACGGAAAUCGAUACUCAAACGGUUUACGAAACACGCGAUGUAUCCGCCAGCCCCGCAGAGCUUCAGUCGCUCAGAGAUACCUCGCUGCAAACUUCUCCCGAGGCAAAACAACAACAACCCCCGAUGGGUGAUAGUGUGGGUGUAGUUGAACGAGUGCAAACGGUUACAACAGUAAUUCAGACGUCGCCAACAGAAGUUUUGGAUACGGAGAUCCAGACUGAAAUUGGUUUACUGGAAAAAGAACUAUUGGAUGUGCAAACUGAGACUAAGGAAGUGGUCAGAGAAGAAGAAGCUGUGCAGACGAGUCCUGUUGAACAGGAAGAACCUGCAGGACUGGUAGUUCAAGAUGUGGGUGAAAAGGCAGAAACGGUUAAAACUGAAGAAAUUGAUGUGCAGACGGUUCAAACGGAGACUACAGAGGCUCAGACGUCGCCUAUUGAAGCCGUGGCGAUGACGGAAAUUGACACACAGACUGAAGUUCAAGAACCGGUGGAUGAAGUGGAGAAAGAAACUCCUAGGGUAAAGGAGACUCAAGAUAAUGAACAACAAACUUCGCCGGUUCAAUUCCAAGAUUCUGUUUUGGAAGAAAUGGGAGUUCAAACUUCGCCGGAGUUAGAAGACUUGAAAGUCGAAGCUGUUAAGACUGUAGAGAUUGAUGUCCAGACUAGCAGUCCAGAUUUGGGGAAUGUGAAUGUGACGAAAGGUGACUUUGAAGUUCAGACGAACUUGAUCGAAGAAGUAACAGUUGUUGCUAUGGAAACGCAAACUACCCCGCGAGAAAGUCCAAAGGUUGAAGAAAUCGAAGUUCAAACUAUUGUCGAGCCUACUGUUGAGUCAGUUGUACAAACAAGCCCGGAGCCGGAGCAUGCGAGUGAAAAAUGUGAGGUGGUAAAUGAACAGGAAUUGGUAGAGGAAGCUAUUUUGGAGAAAAAAGUUACUGUGGAAGAAGAAUCUCAGACAACUCCAGAGAAAAUUGAAACUAAGGAUUCGUUUGUGCAGAUUGAGAGCCAGGAAUUGAUUCUAACUGUCGAAGAAGGGGUGCAAAGUAUCCCUGAUGCUGUGGAGGUAAGUCUUCAGACUUUGGAGUCUUCUGAAGAAACUGGAGAUAAGGAAGCUGCAUUAAAAACUGCUACUAUGCCUGAAACUCGGGUUUUCACUAAAGAAACAGCGUCUUCGCCAAUCAAGGAGCUUAGAGAAGUGGAGAAAACGGCUGAGGUUGUCCAGGAAAAAAUCGUUCAGAAAAUUCCUGAGGUAGAUUCGUUAGUGAUGAAGAAAGUUGAAGAAAUACCAGUGAGAAGAGUUGAAACUCCAGAGAAAGAAUUGACAGAUACCUCAUCGUUUGAAAUUCACGUGCAGGCGACUAUCGAUUUGUCAGACAAUACUAUUACCGAAUCAGCUCAAGAAAGCGAAUCAACUGAUGUUACUCACGAUACCAUUUCAGAAGACUUGAGUGAGGUCGCCGACCUGGCGAUCGAUAAAGCUCGCAAACGCUCUAAGAAAAAGAGUAAAAAGAAAGCCGUUAAGCCGAUUGAUGAAAUUACUCGCAUCGAAAAAGACAAUCACCGAUUCGAAUCAGUCGUUAGCCAAUCAGGCUCCAAAGAAACGGUAAUGAAACUAACCUACUCUGAUGUUACACGAAAGGGUUCCAAGGAACGCGAGAUUGUUGAUGAGCAAAAUAAUGUUAGUGUGGGCAGAAUUACCACGGAUUUGGAUCUUAGAAAUGUGGAACAUCAGCAAAAAAGGAAUUCUGAUGGCCAGGAAGUUAAAUUGAAGGCUACUUUUGAAUCUGAACCACGGGAGUCUUUCAAAGUUAAGGAGACAAUUGUGGGUACUAGUUCUAAAGGAGAUGAAUUUGCAGUUUCUAUGCAGGUCCAGAAGAAUAUUGCACGACGUAGAGAUCGCCCAAGUAUGAAGAUUGAAGUUCCAGAGCCGAUGGAUACUGAUGAAGAAGUACUUUCUCCAAUGGAAUCAGUUUUGGCGAAGAAAGAAGUCAAAACUUACGCUGAAGUCGCUGAAUCUGGGUACGGAUCGAGCCCUUUGAUGAAUAAAUCAACAACCGAGCAAUUUAUCGCAGCUGAAAAACAAGAUCAGCGACCGCAAGUUCUUCAGCAAACACAGACAGCGAAAGUCGUGGUUGAUCGGUUGAAAAAUCUGCAAAAUGUCAACGAGACUUCUUACCUGACAAAUAUCUUGCACAUUGCGAGUCUUGAAGACUUUUCUCGACCGGUAAAUGCCGAAGAACGUGUUCUUGGUAUCCAGAAGAAUUUGUCGCAGCUAAAACACGCGAUUGAAGAACGCAAUGUGAUAAUUGUCGAGGAAACUCUGGUGACGAUUGUGGAAAUAAUUUCCACUUGGCUCGAGACUAUUGAGUACCGAGUUUUCGUGAGCAGAGAAGCGACCAAUGGGCCAUCCCAUGAAGACACCAGGAUGUAUGUUGAGCUGAAGGACGAGAUUAAUCAUGUUGAAGAUAGUAUUGAAGAGUUGAGGAGGACUUGGAAGCUCAUGGAGAAUGCUUAUCCUGCUGAUGAACGCGAUAAGGUCAAUGAGUGCAUGGAUUCGUUGGUCAAUCAAGUCAAGGCUAUUGAAAACGCUACAAGGGAUGAGGAGAGAUACGUCACUGCUGAGCUUUCAAAGUGGGAUGAAUUUUUGAAUGGCGUGGAUAAUAUUUACAGAUUGGUCUUAGAACAAUUCAGUGAACUGAACACAAUAAUUGAAAGCACAGAAUCAACAGCUAAAAAAUUGGAAGAACUGGAUAAAUUGGAGAACACAAACCGUUCUCACAUGUGCAAUACAAACAAAUUGAUUGCUUCUGUAAGAGAUUUGCUGAAGAGUUAUCCCGGAAGGUCGGUACCAGAUGAAACCUACCAAGCUCACGAAUUAACACUGACAAUUGAGCACAAUAUAAACGUGGAACGGGAACGGUUGCUCCAGUUGAUGACUGUAGCAGAAGAAUAUGAGCAGACAUUGCAAGACUUUGCCCAAAUAACAGAUGUCGCUGAAGAUUUGCUCGCUAGUCCAAUAUCCGUGAUGAGUCUCGAGCAUCUGCAGGACGAAAUGCAGAAGCACAGAAAGUUCUUCGUUAAUUUGAACCAUUGCCGAGCGAUUCUAGAGUCGUUGGAAGACAAUUUGGACAUUGAAACGCGGACCAAGCACGCGGAGUUCCAUGAGAAUCUGCACAGCCGGGCUGGUUCUUUGCUGGACCGAGCGGCUUCUAGGGCUCAGCAGAUGUCUCUGGCCGCUUCCAGGUGGAUAGUCCUGGGGCAAGGGUUCAAGGAAGAGCGAGGGUGGCUCCAAAUCGCGCAUCAGCGAGUUCCCGACUUGCAGACAGUUACUUCUUCAGAUUACGACCAGUACAUUUCUUUGUACCAAUCGCUGUCUUCAGACAUCGCAAUGCACCAGGUAAGGCUGCACCAGCUGUUUGACUCUGUAAAUAUUCUGCAGGAACUCCUGGAGGUGGAGGACCUUGAUGAAAGGUACAGAGAGUCUCUGGAUGUGAUUGCCAAGCUCCAAGAAGAAGUAGACUCCUCGCUCAGGAGCUUGCUGACCUUCCGCGACAGCUGGAGCACCCAUGAAGUGCUGACUAAUCGGCUGGAAAACUGGAUGGCGACCACAGAGCGAGAACUAGAUGCUCUGAAGGAUAAUUGGGAUGGCCAUAUGCGUCAAUUCUGGCGCCAAUUCCACGGAGAAUUCCAAGACCGCUGGAACAGAGUGUCCGGCAAGAUAAAAACCAUCCAGAAAGCAGUAGCGGACACAAUAUCCUCUGAAGACACGCCAAUAAACGAAAAACUGCGGCUGCUUGAGCGCGAAUUGAGCGAACUUCGCACCACAAUCGAGGGUUUCCACGGAGUUCUAAAAACAGAAGACGAACUCGAGCUGUACGUGGGACGUCUCUCAGUUCUUUUCGAGCGAGUUUGCAUCAUCCAGGACGAACUGGUGAAACUGGGAAUGCUUCCUGCAGCUGAAAGCGAGCAGGUCAGCGUUCUUUUGUCCUUCGCAGGUCGCAUGGAGAGCCAAGUUCGCGAGGAACUCGAUGCCGCGCAAUUGGUCCAAGACCGACUACAAGCUCUCCAACGAGGUCUAGCACGAGUUAGGAAAGCUCAUACUAGACAGUCGGUUGUCUUGGACCAGUGUGAAGCCUGUGAAAAACACGGAAGCGACGUCGUUGAGGGAGGAGUCAAAAGGUGCUCUCAGGUCGCUGACGAACUCGCGGUUUUAUGGAAAGAUCUAAUGGGUCUCAGGCAAUUGUUACACACAGUACCCGGAGGAAUGCGCGUCUCUGUUUCGCCUGUCAGCAUCGAGAGAGACAUCUCCACCCUCCAGGAUGUCAACACUGAUCUCGAGUCGCGAUGCGCCAAACUCUUGGCUCUUUUGAAGAGCAGGUUGAACCUCUGGAGACGGUUCGAGCGGCAACUGGAAAUGGUUCAACAGUCUGUUCAAGAAGCUGAUCAUAUGAUGAAGGUUUUGGCUAUUCAGGGCUCCGUCGACUACGAUAGACUUCUCAAGGCUACUGAACACCUUGAAGGUCUGAAUGGCGACUUAGGAGCUCGCGAAUCCUGGGUAGAAGAAUUGCGCGCCGCAGCGGAGCCUUUACUGGAAGUUUGCACUGCAGAAGUAAGCGAGCGCGUUAACGCCGCGGUAAAUGAAGCUGUCCAAGCUUGGGAAGACACCAGAUCCGAGCUGGGUGAGCUUUGUACCAAGUACCAGCACGCUGUGAGAUUGUGGGAGCAGUACAGGGACUCAAGUGCUGCUGUUAAAGCUUGGGUUGACACUCAAAUGGGAAGCAUUACUAAUCUGCCUCCCGAAGAAGCUUUGAAACAAGUCAAGGUCUGCGAAGAAACUUUAGCGGAACACAAGGAACGGCUGGCGGAAUUACGCGGGCUGGUCGCGCAAAUUGCAUCAGACGUAGGCCUAGACAGCAAUGGACCUCUGCACUGUGAAGUUGAGGCAUUGGGACGCCGGCUUGAGGAUGUACGCGAGACACUGUCAACCCUCGCGGAUACCGCGGAUGCUCGCGCGCUUAAUCAGGAGCUGACACGUGGAGAUUUAUGUCAAACUAAAAAUUUCUUGGAUUCUGUUCAGCAGAGCCUGAUCACAGUGGGUCAAGGUGAAUCGAAAGAACAGCUGAACCUUCUCCGGAACCACUUGCUAGCAUUAACUCGCACGGAGCCGCAAUUACAGUCAAUAAAAGACCGAGCUCUAGACGUAGCCACCACAGAAACUUCCGUGGUCGACGUCCUCCAGCUCUGGCAGCGAGUGUUCCGCGAGACCUUCCAACAAUACCACAGAUUAUCCGCGAGACUAGUCAGAUCCGAGGAUGUCGCAGCAGCACUGCGUCUCUGGCAAGAGUACUUAUCACACGUACAAGAAUUCCUAUCCAACGACAUGCCGGGCGACUACAACGGACUAUCAGAGCACAGGAACCUAUGCGAAGUCCACAAGAACCUGCUCACGGACCAACAGCACCUGAUUCUAUCAAUCCGGGCGGAAAAAGGCCGCGAUUUAUCAGUCGCCGAGCAGUUUAAUAUCCUGACGAACCUCCACAAUGAAACUUUGUCUAAAAUCAUGGACAGACAUGCGUCUGUUCGCGACCGACUCGCCGCCUGGGACAAGUAUAAACUGGACCAGAGUAAAUUACUGUCCUGGUUGAAAGAAAUCGAGCGAGAAAAGAGCCGGCUGCAAUUGAGAUUCAUUCACGUUAGAAGACUGGAUAAAAUAAUCAGUAAAAUAGAAUCUUUAUUAGAAAAAGUACCUAGUGGAGAAGCCCAGAUAAAUUCUUUAUCAGUUCAGCAAGACUCCUUGUUAAGCGACUGUGAAGAAGCGCUCGCAGUUUCAAUUCGCAUGGAGCACGCAGCUAAUACCCAAAGAAUAACUAAUUUACGCGCUAGCUUAGAAACUUGGCGCGAUUUCGUCCUCAGGAUACGAAAGUUAAACGAACAACAUGUCGAACAGACUGCUAUCAUCACCAAAAGGUUCCAAGAUAUAAGCCAGACCAUAAGCUCCGCGUUCCACAAUUCCUCAAGUAACUUACAGCACGUGAAGCAGCAAUUAGAUUCGCUGCAGCAACUAAGAGCUAAACUGAACGACGCCCCAAGUCAUUUAGAAGCCCUAGGAGUCACAACAGAGCAGCUUCGCGAGUGUCUUUCUCCCUCGGAUAUGAAGAGCCUCAACCAACACAAUUCUCUUCUCUGGCAGCAGCACGGUGAUUUGGAGCACCAGCUCGCUUUGCUGGUCUACAAACUCGGGGAGCGGCUUAGUUUAAGAGGAAAAUGGGACAAGAGAUUAACGAGGUUCUUCGUCUGGGUCACUGACGCAGAGACUCGGAUCAAUAGUUGCGAUUCGUCGCUAGAAGAGCCUGAAGAAGCUUUAAAGCGUCUGGAAGGCGAGCUUCAUGCAGAAAUGGCUUUGAAGCAGCGUGAGCUAGACUGGCUGCAAACUACCGGCUUGGAGCUGGUUGAUAUUGCUGAUAAAGAAGACGGAGAGCUGAUUCAGAGGUCAUUAGAUGACAUUAACGAGCGCUGGGCGAGGUUGCUCAGUGCUGGAAAGGCCAGGACUACCAAGCUGCUGGAUUUGAUGCAGACGAUGAACUUGUUGGAGAAGAGCAUCGCUGAAAUUCGCGGGUGGCUUGGAAAGGUUGAAUUGCAGCUGACUGAGGCGUUUGUCAUUGAAAGUAAGACUCAAAAGACGAUUGAUAAGAAGCUGGAAGACCAUGAGAUGCUUCAGAAGACUAUUGAAGAUGAAAGUGGGAAGAUUGGGGAAGUACUUAAUCUUUGUGAAAUUUUGCUGAAUGAUUGUGAUGCUUGGAAGGCUUCAUUUAACACCGAGCCGAUUAAGUCGGGCAUGAAGGGUUUGGAGAAAAGAUGGAAGUCUACUUGUGUCAGAUCUGCGGAGCGCAAGAGAAAGAUUAUUAUUGCCUGGAAGCUGGUACAAGAGCUGGAUAAGGUUAAGCAGGAGCAAGAGCAGUGGAUUGCGGAUGUUGAGAAAGAAUUGCUGGGGCUAGAAGAGGGGUUGGACAAAACGAGCAAAGAAGGUGAGCAGAUACUCAGCAAGACUCGUCGGGUUUUAAAAGACAUUGACGCGCACAAACCCGCGCUGGUUAUUAUCGAGCAGAGUUACAGCAGGCUUGCUAAAAGUGGACUGGAACCUGAGAACUUCAAGGCGCUUACGGUGGAUGUCAGGUUACUUUUAGAUCGAUGGCAAGCGCUCAAGCCGCGAGCCAAUUUAAUCAUUUCGGCUCUCAGACGCGAACAGAAAGCCUAUCGCGAGUUUAUAACUGCUCAUGGUUCUGCGGUGGUAGGACUGACUCAGGUUGACGUUAAGCUGACCCAAGUUCAGCACCUGGAGCAGAAGGUUUCGGUGAGGCGCAGGCUCCAGCAGAUUAUGGAGAUUGAGAAGGAAUUGGCGGUUCAGAGCAGGACUUUGCAGAGGGCUGAUGAACUUGCGCUAAUUGUAAUGCAAGAUUGCGCGCCUAAUGAUGUGCCGGCUAUUCAAGAGCUUGUUGAUGAGUACCAGCUGCUGUGGCAAGAUAUUAAGAGUCGAGUGGCUACUUUGAAGACACAGUUUGAGGAGAGCAGUGAUAAAAUGGAGGUCGAUGAGGCCGUUCAAGUUGAGACUUUGAAGUUUGAACAGGAUAGUGCCGUUCAAGCAAAAUUAAUGGGAAGUUGUCAGUCGGCAAUUGAACUGGCGAAACAUCUUCACGGACUAUUGACAGCAGAUGGAAAAUUGAACGACGAAGUAGCCAAAACCGUCGAGGUUAACGAUCUAAGUAUGCGCUACGAAAGUACAGUAGUGCGAGCACGAGCUCGUGAGCAACAAAUUCGCGAAAUAAGGUCGCCUCUAGUCAACGCUUACUCUCUUCCAUGUGAACACGAUCAGGGUAGACUUACAUGUCCACUGUGUUCGCGACGAAACUGGGCGCAGCUGGACAUAGACCUCUGGCGACUCGAAAAGUGGUUGGAGUACGCGGAAGGUAUUCAAAGCGAGCAAAGUUCCCCGCCGAGCAACAUUGAAGACCUGGAGGACAUUAUUCAAGACCACCGUGAGUUCCUCUUGGACCUGGACAGUCACAAAAGCAUCGUAAUUAGUCUGAACAUAGUCGGCUCGCAUCUCGCAGACCACACGGAAGAUGUCGAGCGGGCUCAAGAACUUCGCGAUCGUCUUGCGACCGCUAACUCAAGGUGGGAACGCGUCUGUUCUACCGCGCGAACUUGGCAGUCUGCGUUGCAGUCUGCUCUGAUGGGCAACCAACAGUUCCACCGGAUUGUCGAAGAACUGCUCAGCUGGCUAGAGAGAACGGAAAAUUCCAUCCAAGCUAAUGAGCCCAUCGAUUUGGCUGAUAAUGUUGAUGUUAUUAAAUCCAAGUACAAUAAAUUCAGGGAAUUAAGAAGUGAUUUAGAACGUUGUGAACCACGAGUGGUAUCACUUGAAGAGUCAGCGCACCAUUUAUUGGACGAAAGUAUGGAAAUCCGCGGUCGUUUGCACGAACUAAAGCUUCGGUUGCAAUCAUUACGACGAUUAACCGGCAUUUAUGCACUGAAACUCGGUGCAGCUCUCGGAUUAGACCCCAAAGAAGUCGGACUUGCUGCCACUUCAUCGUCGCUAGCCUCACUCUCUAACGAUCUGCUCGACGGAGCUUCCUCGACAACCAGUCUACACGGCCAAUCAUCCAGUAAUGAUGGUGACGAAAGAGAUCGAACGGUAUUAAUACGUGGAUACCGUUUCUUAGGUCGUGUAUUAAGAGCUUCCUUACCAAUUCAAGCAUUGAUGUUAUUAUUACUCGGUGUUGCUUCUCUGGUGCCUACAGCUGAGGACGACUACAGCUGUAUGCUCUCAAACAACAUUGCCAGGACAUUUACUCCAGUUGUCGAAUAUCCCAAUGGUCCUCCACCUUUACUCAUCAACGCCUUAAACAAUUCCUAUAAAUCUAAAAAGAUAAUCAAGAUUUAA
Cotesia congregata is the source of this 43476-nucleotide messenger RNA. The record is from the annotation of a GenBank genome assembly. Lineage: Eukaryota; Metazoa; Arthropoda; Insecta; Hymenoptera; Braconidae.